Nerophis lumbriciformis (worm pipefish) is the source of this 3423-nucleotide messenger RNA. The record is from RefSeq and is a predicted model, not a curated record. Lineage: Eukaryota; Metazoa; Chordata; Actinopteri; Syngnathiformes; Syngnathidae.
AUGCGGUCGGAGCGGGCAAGUCGUGUUUGUAUCGUGGUGCUGGAGGAGGUGGAGGAGGACGAACCUUCCUUUUCACCUCCGCCUCCGAGGCCCAAAUCGACCCCAGACCACAGAUCACAUUAUGUCCCGAGAAGGGCUGCUGCCCUGGAGGACAAGCCAUCCUUGCUCCGAGCCAUCUUCAAUGUGGAUCCAGAUGAGGUUCGCUCCCUUAUAUUCAAGAAAGAGGAUGUCAAUAUUCAGGAUACUGAAAAACGGACACCGCUCCAUGCCGCAGCCUACCUGGGUGACACUGAGAUCAUUGAAUUGCUCAUCCUUUCAGGAGCCCGAGUUAAUGCCAAAGAUAACAAAUGGCUGACUCCUCUUCACCGUGCUGUGGCUUCAUGUAGUGAGGAUGCAGUGUCCGUUCUCCUGAAGCACAGUGCCGACGUCAACGCCAGGGACAAGAACUGGCAGACGCCACUCCAUGUCGCGGCAAGCAACAAAGCCGUACACUGCGCCGAGGCGCUGGUGCCGCUACUUAGUAACGUCAAUGUAUCUGACCGGGCUGGACGCACCGCUCUACAUCACGCCGCUUUCAGCGGACACGUAGAGAUGGUGAAGUUGCUACUAUCCAGAGGAGCGAACAUCAAUGCUUUUGACAAGAAGGAUAGGAGAGCCAUCCACUGGGCUGCAUACAUGGGUCACCUAGAGGUGGUCAAGUUACUAGUGAGCAGUGGAGCAGAGGUUGACUGCAAAGACAAGAAGGCCUACACCCCUCUGCAUGCAGCCGCCUCCAGCGGGAUGAGUAGUACUGUACACUACCUUCUAGGCUUGGGGGUCCAGGUGAAUGUUGUGAAUGCUUAUGGCAACACUCCACUUCAUUUGGCGUGUUAUAACGGGCAGGAUGUGGUGGUCAGCGAGCUAAUCAAGGCAGGGGCUAGCGUCAACCAGGUCAAUGAGAGAGGCUUCUCUGCUCUCCAUUUUGCCUCUUCCUCACGCCAAGGAGCGUUAUGCCAAGAGCUACUCUUAGCCCACGGAGCACACAUCAACAUGCGGAGUAAAGAUGGAAAGACUCCCCUACAUAUGGCAGCCACCCACGGCAGAUUCUCCUGUUCUCAGGCGCUCAUUCAAAACGGAGCCGAGAUUGAUUGCGUGGACAGGGACAGAAACACCGCGCUUCACAUCGCCGCGCGCUACGGCCAUGAGCUCAUCAUUACAGCGCUUGUGAAACACCGAGCCUGCAUCUCCAAGCGAGGUAUUCAUGGGAUGUUCCCACUACACUUGGCUGCUCUGUCCGGUUUCCCUGAUUGCUGCAGGAAGUUACUUUCUUCAGGUUUGUUAAUAGAGCUUUUGGGCUACAAUUCUAUCACCUUUUCGAUAUAUUGUCACACCCCUAAUAAACACCAUUAUUUUCAAUAUAUUGACAAUACAUUGAUUGUUUAUGUGUUAGGAUUUGACAUUGACACUCCUGAUGAUUACGGAAGAACCUGUCUUCAUGCUGCUGCAGCUGGAGGGAACCUGGAGUGCCUGAAUCUGCUGCUAAACAUAGGAGCGGACUUUAACAAAAAAGACAACUACGGAAGGACUCCACUUCAUUAUGCAUCAGCCAACUGUAAUUACCACUGUGUAUUUGCCCUGGUGGGCUCCGGGGCAGGUGUCAACGAACUGGACCAAAGAGGUUGCGGCCCGCUACACUACGCCGCUGCAGCAGACACGGAUGGAAAAUGCGUCGAGUACCUUUUAAGGAACAACGCCGAGCCCGGAGUUCGAGACCAACAAGGGUACAGUGCAGUCCACUACGCCUCAGCAUAUGGACGAACACUUUCUCUGGAACUGAUGGCGAGUGAAACUCCUCUGGACGUGCUAAUGGAGUCCUCAGGAACAGACUUCCAGAAUGACGCUGAGUGCCAGGGGCAGAUUAGCCCACUUCAUUUGGCGGCCUACCACGGACACUGCGGCGCCUUGGAAGUCCUUUUGUCCUCUAUGACGGACGUGGACAUCCGGACCCCGCAAGGCCGCACCCCGCUCAACCUGGCCUGCUCCAGGGGGCAUCAGGAGUGCGUGUCGUUGCUGCUGCACCGCGGCGCUUCACCUAUGGCGUGUGACUACUCGCAAAAAAUGACGACUCUACAUGCUGCAGUUACAAACGGCCACUCGGGUUGCCUUCGUCUCCUAAUGAGCAACAAUGACCAGCACAUCAAUUUGGACGCACUAGAUGUCAACAAGCAGACCCCGCUAAUGCUAGCUGUACUGAACGGACACAGCGAAUGUGUGUAUUCGCUGCUCAGCCAAGGAGCUAGCGUCCAUCUUCAAGACUGCUGGGGCAGGACGGCGCUUCACCGCGGGGCGGUGACGGGCCAGCACGAGUGUGUGGAGGCGCUUCUUCAGCGAGGAGCUAGCGCAUGCGUCAAGGACAUUCGAGGUCUUUCUCCUCUCCAUUUGGCGGCCGCCUGCGGGCGUGCGGGCGUCCUAGCCACCAUGCUGCAAUCACCCGGCACUGCCAAUUCACUGUCGGAGCUUGCGGAUAACAAAGGCUACACGCCGCUGCACUGGGCUUGCUAUAGCGGAUGUGACGCUUGUGUGGAGUUGUUGCUAGAGCAGGAAGUCUUUCGGAAGAUAAAAGGCAACACGUUCAGCCCGCUGCAUUGUGCCGUUAUGAACGACAACGAAGGAGUGGCUGAGAUGUUAAUCGAAUCGCUCGGCGCAAAUAUUAUCGACUCCACCGACUCCAAAGGCAGGUCGCCACUUCACGCCGCCGCCUUCGCAGAUCGCGUCGAGUGCAUCUCCCUGCUGCUCAGUCAAGGCGCUCAGGCAAACAUCGCCGACACGUACGCGCGCAGGACGCCGCUAAUGAUGGCCGCCCUCAACGGGCAAACCAACGCCGUGGAAGUGUUAGUGAGCAGCAGCAAAGCGGACUUCACGCUUCAAGACGCCGACAGGAACACAGCUUUGCACUUAGCUUGCAGCAAGGGUCAUGAAACGUGCGCCUUGUUGAUCUUGGAGAAAAUACGAGAUAAGAAUCUGAUCAACAGCACCAACGCUUCCUUGCGCACGCCUCUUCACGUCGCAGCCAAAAACGGUUUGACGGUGGUCGUUCAGGAACUACUGGGAAAAGGCGCUAGCGUACAAGCAGUGGAUGAAAACGGUUACACGCCCGCGCUAGCUUGCGCGCCAACCCGCGACGUCGCCGACUGCUUAGCGCUCAUCCUUAACUCUAUGAUGCCCGCCUCGCCCAUGGUUACCAUCGCAACGUUGCCUGAAUUUUCUUUGCCUCACACAGUCAUCAAACAUCACCCCGUGUCCAAUCACGUGGCCAAGGGCGUGGCCUUUGAAAGCCCGCCUCCUCUGAGGCCCGACCGCGCAUCGUACUGCCGACCCGAGCGCCCGCUGUCGAGCGUCACGACGGACGAAGAACUUAACGACUCCGAUUCGGAGACUUACUGA